Naegleria lovaniensis is the source of this 1215-nucleotide messenger RNA. RefSeq lists its product as uncharacterized. The coding region runs from base 1 to 1215 and encodes 404 amino acids. The transcript has a single exon. The record is from RefSeq and is a predicted model, not a curated record. Lineage: Eukaryota; Heterolobosea; Eutetramitea; Acrasida; Naegleriidae.
AUGCCACGAGAAAAGACUCCCAAAAUAAAGACAAAAAAGAAGAAAAUUUUACUUACUCCAGAGAAGGUCCUUCUCUACAAGUACCAUCGAGAAACCGUUCAAUUACAUUUUCAAUUCGAAACUGAAAUUGAAACCAAUGCCAUCUAUGAGAAGAAACAAAAGAUAAUUAAAAAGUAUGGACGAAAUAACAUGAAGAUUAAAAUUCCGCAAGACUUGUGGUCCCGAAGAACACAACCUUCUCAUUCGAUGACGACGACAACAACCUUUCCUGCCAACAAGAUUCAUGAUUCUAAUGUCUUUCUCUGUCGAAUUCAAAACGAUGAUGGUUCCAUGUGUAAAAUCACAGCAUGUCUUAAUUCAAGCUCAUCACAGAGAUCCAAAACGUCAUUGGAAUUUGAAUUUCCAUGUGACUUGAUCAAACAAACCAUUUCUGAAAACUUUACUGAGGCCUAUAUAUUGGGAACUGAUUACGUUUUAUUCACAAGAUCUGUACAUGCGACUCACGCUCCGUCAAAACCAGAGAUUGAUAGGAAACUCAAGUUGAGUGCAGUGUCAAGACCUUCUGAAGAGGUAUUGAAGGGUAUGGCUCAGGAAAUGUCUCGUGUUGACUUGCAGGACAAGAUUGAGAAGAUGUCUUACAGUGAUUUGACAAAGAUUCAUGAAUACAUUACAUGCAUUUCAUCCCCAACACCAAUAACACCAACAACAUCAACAAGUUCGACAACCAAUCAAGCAGCAAAUGCUCCGUUCGAGUUAAAUCCCGAAUUCCCUUUCCCGACCGUAGCUCCAACAAGUGAAAAUCUCAAUGUUGAUCAGGAACAAUUGGAAGCUCCACAGAAGUUGGCAACAACAUACCCUCUCGUGAAUGAGAUAGAAGCUUACUUACUUGAUACAAACAUGGCUGUUGGUACUGGGGGUCUUUUACAAACCAAUACAGAUCCGUCAAGUGCCAAUACAGAUCAGCAAGAAGAAGAAGAAGAAUCGGACAAUGUCAUGACCGACGAAACUGAUCGUCGUAAUGGUAAUAGUUUCCUUCAUCAAUAUUACACCCAAAACGGACAAGUGUUGUCAAACCCAAGCCUUGUGGAUGAAUUCACCUCUCCAACUGAAUCAAAUUUGAUCGAAAGUGAGUGGGAUGAAAGCCCCAGCGAGGAACGCUCCAAGGAUUUGCUAUCGAUUGAAACCUUCUUCUCCAAGAUCCAUGACGAACUUUGA